This is a messenger RNA of Puccinia triticina, 1896 nucleotides long. RefSeq lists its product as uncharacterized. Lineage: Eukaryota; Fungi; Basidiomycota; Pucciniomycetes; Pucciniales; Pucciniaceae. Gene Ontology annotation, biological process: cell differentiation; anatomical structure morphogenesis; regulation of transcription by RNA polymerase II. The coding region runs from base 1 to 1896 and encodes 631 amino acids. Gene Ontology annotation, molecular function: RNA polymerase II cis-regulatory region sequence-specific DNA binding; DNA-binding transcription factor activity, RNA polymerase II-specific. The record is from RefSeq and is a predicted model, not a curated record. The transcript is spliced from 4 exons.
AUGUCAUCUCAGACAUACUCAAUGGUUUCGCAACCAUCUCCCGCCCUGCCCCCUGCCCUUCCUUUUAUCUCAUCCCCCGACUCGGUCAAUGUGCCCGCUAGCUCAAACACCCCCCCUGGCCAAGAAGCUCGACAAGCCUACUAUUCGACGGCCGUCAAAGCCGAUCCGGAUGACAAUCCGAAUCAGCCCUCUGAUUUUGCGUUGAACUCGCUCUCGGCAGCGGCCCAUCCCUCGGCCGCCAACGCGCCUGAGCAUGACCAAUCGGGAGGAUAUGCCACAUCCAAACCCGUCCUAGAGACCGAUGGGGUUGUCUCCUCCCAAGUGGGCGCUGUCCCUGGAAUCCUUGACCAGGAACUCCACCCAGACGGCCAACCCCGACGGCCCAUGAACGCCUUCAUGAUAUUUGCCCGUCAUCGUCGACCGGCCAUCCAAGCCAAGGAGCCUGGGCUCAAGACUGGCGAAAUUUCCAAAAGACUGAGUCAUGAUUGGAAGAACCUCCCCGAGGAAGACAAAUCACAUUACCUCGAGCAAGCCAAGUUACUCAAGGAUGCGUUUCAUUCUCGGUUCCCGGAGUACGUUUACAAACGCCGUCCUAACAACACCGGUAAACGUCGUUCUAGCACCUCACAACAGCAGAUACAUGCCAAGUUUGCCUGCGGCACCGGCGCGCCUCAAUCCUUGAACCUUCCUCCGGGCUCACUUCACAGCGGAAUGCCUCACCCAGCUGAUGUUCACCACUACCAUCAUCAUCUUCAUCCGUCCCAAGGCGAUCUUUACAACCAGGGUCAUCCACAUCUUGCGCAUCACCAUCACGUCCAGCCACCUUCUCGCCCCUUGUCCUCUAUUGCGCAGCAUUCUCCGAAACCACCCAACUCCUCCUUCUAUCCUUCUCCAAACAACCCUACCUCUCCUAGGUACCAUCACCUCGGGCAACCUGGCCCAGGUUCCAACAACUGCGGGCCUCUCAUGAGCAGACAUCCCGGGCCUUACUCCUCCCGUGCGCCGUCCCUCAGUUCGACGACUACAGUUGCCCCUUCUGCGAUUCAUUCACCAAGACCCGGUUCACCAAAUCAUCAAGGCUCUCCUGCCGCCAAUGGAAUGACAUACAUGCGUGUCUCAAACCCUCAUGCGAUCACUUAUUCGGCCCAGCCCCCCUCCAACCAAUAUCCUUGGUUCACCAAUGAAGCUACCUACCCUUCGAAUCAAAACGCGUGUCAAACCCAAGCUCCGCUAUCAGCAAAUCGCUCGUCAUUCAGCUAUUCAUCUUGGCCAUCCUCCGUCGCUACAGAUUCGAGCAUGUCUGCAUCUGGAAUUAAUAACUCAGACGCCUGCGAUUCUGCUCAGGCCAUAAACCACAGUCGUGCCGCGUCAUACUCAGCCGGGCCACCUAUCUACAGGCCUCCUUCUCCGGUCGACCGAGGCCGCCAGCUAUCUUUGCCUUCACAUGCGCUAUCUGCAUCCGCUGCUGAACCUUCCCAAAAUGGACCCGACGCAGGUUCGCCAUACCAACAUCGCCCUCAUGAAGAGCAUCAAUCGAACUCGAAUCUACACAACCCUGGUAACCACGGCUACGGAUCCUACUCGUCCUCGGACAUGAUGGGUAACAACCAGCGAACAGGGUACAGCGUUUCACCAGUCUCCAGCACCUUCCGAUCAAAUUCGCUCCGAACCAACCUUGCCCCACAAGACAACGGUGAUUCCCAACCAUGCUUUGAGCAGCACCAAUCGCCAAACAUCAAUCCGUCAAGUAACCAAGCCGCUUCGCAAGUCUCAAAGAAUGAUUUUGUCACGCUUCAUCAUCCCGCCCCACCCCCACCCCCACCUGCUCCAGGCACCAGUCAUCACCACCAUCAACACUCUUCUGGUCAUAACACGGUCACAUCAAUGGCUUACUAA